This is a messenger RNA of Cyprinodon tularosa, 1959 nucleotides long. RefSeq names its product RNA binding motif protein 24b (gene rbm24b). The transcript has 4 exons. Bases 141 to 860 code for a protein of 239 amino acids. The record is from RefSeq and is a predicted model, not a curated record. Lineage: Eukaryota; Metazoa; Chordata; Actinopteri; Cyprinodontiformes; Cyprinodontidae. Gene Ontology annotation, molecular function: mRNA 3'-UTR binding. Gene Ontology annotation, cellular component: cytosol.
GGAGAGCUUCAUAACAAAUUAACAGGUGUGAUCCUCCUGGCUGGCUCUGUCAGUCCAGCUCACCCCCCUCACCAAUCAACCACGCGCCUUUCGUUCUCUUUAACUUCACUUUAAAACUACAUUUAAACAAAUCGGAACAAAUGAUGCAUUCGGCACAGAAAGACACCACCUUCACCAAGAUCUUCGUGGGAGGUCUUCCUUAUCACACCACGGACUCCAGCCUCAGAAAGUAUUUCGAAGUGUUUGGAGACAUCGAGGAGGCUGUGGUUAUCACCGACCGACAGACGGGGAAAUCCAGAGGUUAUGGAUUUGUAACCAUGGCAGAUCGGGCCUCAGCUGACCGAGCAUGUAAGGACCCCAACCCCAUUAUAGAUGGAAGGAAAGCCAAUGUGAACCUGGCCUAUCUGGGGGCCAAACCCAGGGUCAUUCAACCAGGUUUUGCAUUUGGUGUGCCUCAGAUCCACCCUGCCUUCAUCCAAAGACCAUAUGGGAUCCCGGCCCAUUACGUCUACCCUCAGGCCUUUGUUCAGCCCAGUGUGGUGAUCCCUCAUGUACAACCUUCUGCUGCUACGGCAACAGCCGCCGCUGCUGCUGCAACCUCCCCAUACCUUGACUAUACUGGAGCGGCUUAUGCCCAGUAUUCUGCUGCUGCCACUGCUGCAGCCGCCGCCGCAGCUGCCGCUUAUGAUCAGUACCCCUACGCUGCCUCGCCGGCGCCCACAAGCUACAUGACUACAGCCGGGUAUGGAUACACCGUCCAACAGCCGCUCGCCACUGCUGCAACACCUGGAGCCGCUGCAGCUGCUGCAGCCUUCAGCCAGUAUCAGCCACAGCAGCUCCAGACAGAUCGCAUGCAGUAAAACCACAAUGGUCACCUUUUUCUACCGGCAUUUUUAACUGUUCACCAAAGAGCUUGAAGAAAAAAAAAGCGAGAAGUGACUCUUUUAUCCAAGUGCGAUCAGUAUUGGAUGUAUAUGAAUAUUUAAUAUUUAUUCAGCAUUAGAAUAUUUCAUGUUAAAUGAACAAAAUUUGCUUGACCUUCCGUGAACUGUUGCUGAGAUUUAUUUAUACAGUCUGGAAUCUUUUAUAUGACACUCCCAAAUUAUAUUUUAUGAUCAGGUCUUUUUUUUUUCAAUAAAAAAAAAAAACACACACACAAAAACACUCAAAUACAUGAAAAGAGUGGGUCAUAUGAUCACCCACUUCUGUAUUUCAUAGUUUUGGACCAUUAUUUUUUUUAACGGUUUGCAAAGAUUAAGACAGAAGUACAUAUAUUGUUAGAGGGAUUUGUUAAACAGCAUUUAGAGAGAAAUAGGGUACUUUCCCCUUAAUGGUUUGCUUUAAAUUGUAUUUUCUUGAUGGCACAUAUGAAAUAUGACAACAGAAAGCUGGUAAAAGCACUCACCUUUUCUUCCCUUUGCUUAAGCAAAUUGGAAGGAAAAAUCUGCUAAAUGUGAAUCUUAUAUUUUGAUAAAAUAUUUCCACUGUGUGCCUUUUUAAAUUAUGCUAUUUAUGUAUUUAUUCAGGAGCCUUAGAGCAAUAAACGCUUUAUUUAACAACACACGUAAGUAUAAGGCCUGCUGUUGAACAUGUCCACAUGUCCUGCUGCAUUUCUCAUGAUCAAUAGCAUGUAAUGUUGAAGUUAACCUGGUAUAACUGAGUACAGUGCUGUAUAGCAAACAAAUAUGUAAGCAGGCGCUAUAAAUUUAAAGCCUAUUUUUGUUGUUUUUCUCUAGUUUUUAUGUUUUUUCUAAGGUUUGUGUCUCUUAAACAUAUCUUUUUAUACUUGGCCUGUUUGAUAAGGACAGGGCUUAAACUGCAUGAACUGUUAACUUGUUGACGUCUCUUGUCUUUUGACAUUAAAGGUUUUCAAAUCCAGGUAUAACGGCUGUUUAUCUUGGAAUGCAUGAUUCCAAAUAAGGCACUUUGGGAAAUAGAAUAAAAUGUUCCUCAUACUGA